Molecule: messenger RNA, 1197 nt
Organism: Mus pahari (shrew mouse)
Lineage: Eukaryota; Metazoa; Chordata; Mammalia; Rodentia; Muridae
Gene: Tk1
Product: thymidine kinase 1
Exons: 7
Coding region: 58-762 (234 amino acids)
Biological process (GO): thymidine metabolic process
Molecular function (GO): ATP binding; thymidine kinase activity
Source: RefSeq, a predicted model, not a curated record
CAGUGCGGCGAAAUAUCCCCACCCACGGACUCGGGUGCUAAGCCUUGCACAGUCGCCAUGAGCUACAUCAAUCUGCCCACCGUGCUGCCCAGCUCCCCCAGCAAGACCCGGGGGCAGAUCCAGGUGAUUCUCGGGCCCAUGUUCUCAGGGAAAAGCACCGAGCUGAUGAGGAGAGUCCGGCGCUUCCAGAUCGCCCAGUACAAGUGCCUGGUCAUCAAGUAUGCCAAAGACACGCGCUAUAGCAACAGCUUCUCCACACAUGAUCGGAACACCAUGGACGCAUUGCCGGCCUGCAUGCUCCGAGAUGCGACCCAGGAGGCCUUAGGUGUGGCUGUCAUUGGCAUCGAUGAGGGGCAGUUUUUUCCUGACAUUGUGGAUUUCUGUGAAACGAUGGCCAACGAGGGCAAGACAGUGAUUGUGGCAGCGCUGGAUGGGACCUUCCAGAGGAAGGCUUUCGGCAGCAUCUUGAACCUGGUGCCCCUGGCGGAGAGCGUGGUGAAGCUCACCGCCGUGUGCAUGGAGUGCUUCCGAGAAGCUGCCUACACGAAGAGGCUGGGCCUGGAGAAAGAGGUGGAGGUGAUUGGCGGAGCCGACAAGUAUCACUCCGUAUGCCGCCUGUGCUACUUUAAGAAGUCUUCAGCCCAGGCUGCGGGGACAGACAACAAGGAGAACUGUCCGGUGCUGGGGCAGCCUGGAGAGGCCUUGGCUGUCAGGAAGCUCUUUGCCUCUCAGCAAGUCCUACAGUACAACUCUGCUAACUGAGGGGACCUGGGGCCUGCCAGCUCCUACUCCAGGUUGGGCUCUCAGAGAGCGGGGGGAGGGCGGGCUGCCAUUCCUAAUGGGCAUUGUGCCUUGGACAGGCUCAUCGUCCACUUGCUGAAGCCGUUUUCAGUUCCCCUCUUGGUUGCCGAGAUGGCGCAGUGCAGACUGGAGCCCAGACCCUGCCUGGUGGCUAGGGUUCCGCAUUCAGCCAAAGGUGAGGACGGAGCUGUCCAGCGUUGUGACACUGGUGGUGCUAGCUUCUUCCUUGUUGGUGGCUGGGUUUCAGUCUCAGAGCCCCACCCUCACCAAGGCUCCAGGCCUCUCCCAUUCUCUCCCAUUUGUGCCUAAACAUUGCCUCGUAGCCUGUAUUAUAUUUGACUAUAAUUUUUCUCUGCUCAGAACAGAACAUACUCAGCUCUUGAGUAUGUUUCUUGU